CAGGCGUAUGUACUAAUACUAAUACGUAUGUAUGCACAUAUUUAUGUACAAUCUGCACACAUUUUCACCACUGGAGUUAACAAAGAAUUUAACCCUUUCCCAUCUUGUAUAUGGAUGGCAUACAAUAAAUCGAUCCAACCAACUAAAUGCAGACGAGGGAACCCGAGAUAUAAUAAAUAAAUCCUCUCUGCUUGCAAAAUACAUAUGUUCGACUAAACUUCAUGAAAAGUAAAGUAAAAUCAGUGGGUAUAUAGUUAAAAUAUAAAAUACAUGGUCAGAUCAUCGCCCCCCUCAUAAAAAUGGAUUCCACCUCGAUCCUCCUCGGCUGUAAAAGCGUCGGUAAUACCGCCUUCGCCCAAAGAAAUUAUGGCAAAGCGAUCCGCACCUACACCCAAGGACUGACCCUCCUCCCCUCCAACAUCGACCUGCUCUCCAACCGCGCCGCCGCUUAUCUCAACUACGGCCUGUACUCGUUAGCCUUGCACGACGCCGAGACCGUCCUCUCGACCGACCCAACCCACGAAAAAUGUUUGUACCGCAAAGUUAAAGCACUCUGGGGCUUAUCACGAUACCACAAAGCGCACCAAUUUACCGAAAAAUUCAAAAUUCCUUCCCUCGCGGACAAAGCAGCCAUAACGCUAUCCCAAAGUCUCGGUCAUAUCAAGGCCUCCACCCUAAUGUCCCUCCCACACCAGGCCCGCCAUGAGAUUGCCGAUUACCGCGGUCCCAUCGAGAUUGUUCCAAUACCGGGAAAAGGACGCGGAAUCGUGGCGACGGAAAAUAUCCCGGUCGGAUCACUCAUAAUUUGCAGUAAAGCAUUUUGCAUCGUGUUCGACCAAGACGUCCAAGAUUUCAAGAACUUUCACCUUAGAGAUAAAAGUGUCGAGCUCGAGCACACCGACGCGUUGGGCGGGCUUAUCUAUGAUAAGCUACAACUUGAUCCAUCCCUAAAAUCUGAGCUACUAAAGCUAUACACAGGUCAGCAAGAAUCUCAAUCAAGUGACGAUAUCACUCUAACAAUUCGAAAUAUUAUUGACUAUAAUGGCUUCACUUCUAAGCGAGAUGAUUCCUUGAUUAGCAUGGGAAAUCCAAAUUUUGCCGGGUUAUGGAUCCUCCCAUCCUACUUAAACCAUUCCUGUCUAGAUAAUAAUGCAAAUUACGCCGUGUACGGGGACAUUUUGGUUGUUCGCGCGGUUAAAAAUAUUCCCAAAGGGGACGAGAUAUUAAUUAGUUAUUGGCAAGCGACCGUCCCGGGAAGAAGGGAGGUCAUGAAGGCGCGUAAUUUUGAAUGUGGUUGUCGCGCUUGUAAAAUGGAGGAUGAAGAAGAUCCUUUAAUCAAGGCGGAAAUUGCUCAAUUACUGCAGCAAAUUAGGGAAAGUUUGGUAUCUCCAAGCUCAGAUUUACCUGCCACAACGAACCGAAAUUUUGACCGUGUUCAAAGGAUAGUGAAAUUAAGGAAGAAAAAAUACGGAGAUACGAAUAUGGCUCUACUUACGCCGGAAGUGGAAAUGGUGGGGGCCGCGCUAUCCGAGCGGCACGAUACAAAGGGGUGCAUCUUCAUUUUAGAAAAUAUGCACAAAGUGUGCAAAAAUAAUGGAUUCGUACUUUCGUCCGUGUACCAAGCUAUGAAUCUUUCUUCGCAUUGGCGGCAAAUGAACAAGGUUGAGGAGUGGAUUGAGUGGGCGGAACAAUUUAGAAAAAAUGUCAUCGCAGCGUGUGGGGAUUUUGAUGAUGGUUUGAUUGCAUUGAAAAUUGAUCCUGAAUGUUCAGCCAUACAGGCUCAAACGGAUAGAUAAAUAUAUAAAUACAUAAUUAGCUACGAAUGAGAAUUAUGAAAUUUGAGAUGGUUUGUGUAUAUUUUGUCAAAGUACCACAUUAUUUACUUCUAAAAGUUUUUUGCUGUGUAAAAAAUACUUUCCACAAAUGUUGUGAUUACAAUGUUAUAAAAAGUUCAGAAAUUUAUGACGUAUUAUGUAAAUAAAAAAGCGGAUUUUUAAGUAUGA
Folsomia candida is the source of this 2003-nucleotide messenger RNA. RefSeq lists its product as uncharacterized. NCBI's taxonomy places the organism in Eukaryota, Metazoa, Arthropoda, Collembola, Entomobryomorpha, Isotomidae. Gene Ontology annotation, molecular function: protein binding. Bases 300 to 1796 code for a protein of 498 amino acids. The record is from RefSeq and is a predicted model, not a curated record. The transcript has 2 exons.